AUGACGCGUUUGAUCGAACACGUGCAAGUUACAUUAAAACUUAACAAUUGCACGGUGUACUGCUGGACCGAUUCCACAGUAUCACUCGCGUGGAUAAAUAAGCAACCGAGCGAACUAAAAACAUUUACUGCGCAUCGGGUCGCAGAAAUUCAAAAUCGCGUGCCUAACGCUAUUUGGCGACACGUACCUUCGGGUCAUAAUCCCGCUAACUGCGCCUCUCGUGGUCUAUCGAUGUCACAGCUGCUUCAACAUACCCUUUGGUGGCACGGCCCUUCCUGGCUUAUACAAGCUCCUAAUGAGUGGCCAGAAAGUAAGCCUACAGUCCCGAAGGAAGCUGAAGCAGAAGUUAAAAUUAAUAUCAGCAUGUUACACGUUCAAUCGGAGACGGAAUGGGAUCUGCCAAUGCGCACAUCUUCAUGGCGAAAACUUUUACGCAUCACCGCGUACGUUUUCCGAUUUACCUCGCGAAAUAAAGGGAAUCGCUAUUCAGACACGGUUAUUACCGCGGCUGAGAUCCUCGCGGCACGUAAAUUCUGGAUCACGUACGUCCAGACUCGGCAUUAUCGACGGGAAAUAGCGGCUAUGCUUAAGGGCGAAUCCCUGUUAAAAGCUAGUCCGUUACUUCGGCUUAAUCCGUUUCUUGGCGAAGAUGGUACUGUCCGUGUUGGCGGGCGGUUGCGCAACUCAGAACUUCCGCAACGCUUUCCGAUAAUAUUACCGGUGCAUCGAAUCACCGAACUCAUCAUCGCUGAUUGUCACGAGAACACGUUACAUGGGGGCACGCAGUUAAUGUUAAAUGUUUUACGGCAAACGUUUUGGAUCGUCAACGCGCGACGGCUAGUUAAAGGCCACAUUCACAAAUGCGUCACGUGCGUGCGUUGGCGGGCGGUCACCGCAAGUCAACAAAUGAGCGACUUACCUGCGGUGAGAGUCACUCCAUCUCGAGCGUUCGUCCAUUGCGGCCUGGAUUACGCAGGACCGUUCUCUGCUCUCGCGUAUCGUGGACGUGGGCAAAGGGCGCAAAAGGUUUACAUCGCUCUUUUUGUUUGUUUGGCGACUCGCGCUAUCCACCUCGAAUUGGUGCGCGACUACUCCACUUCAGCGUUUCUAGCAGCAUUUGAACGCUUCACGUCUCGCCGCGGAUUGCCUACGAAUUUAUAUAGCGAUAAUGGGACUAAUUUCCAAGGCGCUAAUAAAGAAUUAAUGAACGCGUUUAAACAAGUAACGGCAGACACUCACCUUCGUUCGCGUUUAGCUGCCGAUUAUAUCACGUGGCACUUUAUUCCGCCGGCAGCUCCUCAUUUUGGAGGAAUCUGGGAGGCAGGGGUCAAAAGCGUUAAGACCCAUCUGCGACGCAUGCUCGGCGAUCGUACGCCUACUUGCGAGGAACUAAUUACGCUCCUCUGCCGCAUCGAGGCAUGUUUAAAUUCACGCCCUUUGGCUCCUUUAAACGAUGACCUCGAGUCAUGUGAGGCCCUCACUCCAGGUCACUUUCUCGUGGGCGCAGCAUUAAAAUCUGUUCCGGUGCCAUCAGUACUGGAAAUUAACGAGAAUCGCUUAUCGAGAUGGCAACUCGUUCAACAGCUCACGGAAAAGUUCUGGAAAGCAUGGGCUAACGAUUACUUACACACAUUACAGGCGCGAUCGAAGUGGUGUAGUCGCGUCCCCAACCUCAAAAUCGGGGACUUAGUUCUACUCAAGAGCUCGACGCUUCCCCCGGCGAAAUGGGAACUAGGUCGGGUGACCGAAUGUCAUCCUGGUAAAGACGGCCUCAUUCGUGUAGUCACCGUAAAGACUGCACAUUCGCAAUAUGUACGUCCGAUCGCUAGGUUAUGUAAGUUACCGAUUAGCCAUUAA
Osmia bicornis bicornis is the source of this 1857-nucleotide messenger RNA. RefSeq lists its product as uncharacterized. Gene Ontology annotation, biological process: DNA integration. Gene Ontology annotation, molecular function: nucleic acid binding. The record is from RefSeq and is a predicted model, not a curated record. The transcript has a single exon. NCBI's taxonomy places the organism in Eukaryota, Metazoa, Arthropoda, Insecta, Hymenoptera, Megachilidae. Bases 1 to 1857 code for a protein of 618 amino acids.